UGUGUCCGGGAAGUGCUGCCUGACAGAUUGUACUCAGGGUGAAAGCUCAUAGACAUCUUAAAGGGCCAGUGUUCGGAUAUGUAGCGGGCUUAUGGAUAUACUGGGGCUGCUGGGAAUCGAAACUUAACCGGGGACUGGGAAGUAAGACGCGGAGCUCCAGCGGCUCUCCUCCUCGUCGCUGUUUAUCAGCGACAGGACUAAACUACCUCUCUCUUAACUGCUGAACAGUUGUUCUGUCUGUUUCCGCUCGCACACAGAAUGACACGCGUUUAAACUUUGCUUGGCUUCAAUGAACUUCCUUUCUUUGUCAGUGAACAGCCAUGGAUCCUGCCAGACAGAAACGCAAAGAGGAGAUAAGCAAAGCUCUGACAUUCAUACAGUCUUCGUUGGCUUAUCCAGAGCCUGAGGGCUACCAGGACUUCCUGACCCAGUUAGUGUGCAACCUACUCGAUGAGGGCAACGCCUUCUUCAGAGACAGAGACUGGGAGCAGGCAGUAAGGGAGUUCAGUGAAGGCCUGAAUGUCUCACACUACGCUGCAGCAGAGGACAUCCAGAUCCCCGGAGUUCUACUGGAGAGCCUUUAUGUCAACCGGGCUGCCGCCUACCAGAGUAUGGGGGAGUAUGAUCACGGCGUGAAGGACUGUGACAAAGCUUUGGAAGUGUGUAAGGACAGUCGCAGGGCUCUGUACAGGAAGGCACUUUGUUUGAAGGAGCUUGGGAAUUACAAGGAGGCCUACAACUGCACCACGAACUAUCUGCUCAUUACUCGUCUGGACAAACAGGUGAAUGAGCUCGCACAGGAGCUGGCCGUCCAUCUGGGACUAAAAAAUCGAAAGCCCUACGUCAGUGCAAAGGAAGGUGGACUUACUACGAGAGUGUCUGCGAAUGGAAACAUGACUGCUGAAAGCAUCCAGGUGCCCGGUGCGAAUUUAGGAAAUGGUGUAAAUCCUCUAAGUGGCAUAGCACCAGUCAGCUUUCCGGGCAUGCCUCAUUCCUCCCGUCCCUCCACAACUCCCAACUGCCGCCAGCCUGCUGUCGCCAUAGUACCUGACAAGCUGGACACUUUGGAGGACUCUGAGCUGAUGGGAGAUGACUUGGACAGCCUGCUCGACUGCUUUCCUAAUGAGCAGGUGCCAGCUGAGGCAGCAUUCUCACUCCCAGGCAGGACAUCCACUCACACACACGCCGUCCCUUCAGUCCUGCCCGCCCCAACACCCCAGCUACCCCCGGCCUUCUUCAACUCAGCCGUCAGCCAGCUUAACUCCCUGGACUCCCUCACAAGUGGUGGGCACAGCGCACUUGAUGCCCUGGAUGACCUUUCGCCCUUGCAGGGUCUGGAUGCCUUAGACAGCUUCUCUCCUGUAGUCGCAGGCGCUCCAAACCUUAGUCUGACCUCUGCAGCACUGGAUGCUUUGGAUGGCCUUGAUUCUCUGGAUGACUUCUUGGAUACGGUGCCAAGCGCUGAUAUUGUGGAGGAAGUCAAUGAGUCCAAAACAGAACUGGACACAAAGGAAAAGUCCCUCGAUGAUUUGCUAGAUGAGCUAGAUCCCCUGGAGACAGUCUCUGAUCCAAGUGGUCAGAGCGGUUAUGUCCCAAAAAUUGGUGUGAAAACUGUGGACCAGCUCGACUCCCUUGAUGCCCUGGACUCAUUUCCCUCCAUGGAAGGAGGUGGGGCAGCUUUGCCAGCAGUCUCCAUUGGGGGAAUGGGCUUAGACUCCCUUUCCGAUUUCAGCUCCACCGGUAUCGCAGGCUCUCACAGUGCUGUCGCUCCAGCAAUACGUUCUCCAAAGAACAUUUACAAAGAGAGGAGUAACCAAGCUUCAGUUGCAGUCUCCAACCCUCUGUCCAACACCCACGAAUUCAUGCAGGCCUGCUCUGUCUGUUUCCCUCGGGAAGGUCAAGGGAUAUAUACUUUUGUUCACAAGCCAGAUCUGGUCCACAGCUGUAAGCAAGACAUUCUGUUAUGCAGACGAAAGGCAGGUUUUUCUUCAGAGUGGACCAGAGUGCGACCGCUUCCUACCUGGACGUCCUUCACUGGACCAUUUGUACUUUGCAGAGAGCUGCUGAAGUCUGGGGAUUUGGGCCUCUGUAAGUAUGGAGAGAAAUGCAACUUUGCCUUCAACCAGUUCGAGAUUGAUGUUUGGGCAGAAGAGAGAAAGGGGACGCUGGACAGAAAGCUGCUGUUUGAACCGGCAGAAGUCAAACUGGACCCAGUAAACAGUAUCAUACGCCUUAUACAGGAACAUAAGGGCAUGUUCAUGUUCCUCUGUCAGAAAUGCUAUGACAGUAAACCUAGGAUCAUCAGCAAGCGCUGCAGAGACAAUCACACAGUCUGCUCUAACUUGGAUACCCGCCACACCUUUGAUGCCAAUAAGUGUUUGGCAUUUGUAGUGAGGACCACCAGUGUGAACUACAGAAAGAUCCGCCCACUGAGCAUCCAGUGCCAAUUGGAUUUGUGCCGCCAAAGCAUCCGGUACGGCUGCCAGAGAGAGGACAGCUGCUACUAUGCCCACUCCGUCAUCGAGCUCAAAACCUGGAGGGUGCAGCAAGACACAGGUAUCAGUCCUGAUGAGAUUGUAAAAGUAUCCACAAAAUAUCAUGACAACUCAAGCAAAGGGAAAGUAAAUAGAUUGUCUGCUGGUGGAAAUAGUGGGAACAAACCAAGAGGAGGAGGAGGAGUCGGGAAGAGUCUUAACAUGAAGAUGAAGUUUGCCUGUGUUCAGUGCUGGCGGGACGGUCUGAUCAGUGAGCCAGACAAAACCCUCAAGUACUGCAACGCCAAGGCCAGGCACACGUGGACUAAAGAGAGACGGACACUGCUGGUGAAGUCCUUGGAGAGAAGUAAAUGGGUUCAGGUCCGACCGCUGCCACAUGCCAAAAACUUCCCAGUGCAGUAUGAUAUAUGCAUCCAGAUUUUAGAGAAAAGGAAAUGUAACUACGCAGGGAACUGCACCUUUGCCCACAGCCAAGAGGAGAAGGAGAUGUGGAUGUAUAUGAAAAAUAAUGACUUGCGGGAUAUACAGCAGAUGUAUGACAUGUGGCUGACAUUAACCACCCAAAACCGACAAGCUGAUGGAGCCAUGCUCACCCAGUCCGUCCCAGAAGAGAAAUACAUCGUCAUGCCAACUGACUAUGCUGAACCAAUGAGUGGCUUCCACUGCCGUCUGUGUGGUAAACACAGUAACAGCGAGCGGCAGUGGCAGCAGCACAUCUCCACUGAGAAGCACAAGGACCGUGUAUUCAGCUGUGAGGGAGAAGACGAAGCUCUGACGUGGAGCUACCGCUUCCCUGGCACAUGCUUCGAACUCUGCUCCAAGUUGGAUGGCGCAUGUCCUGACGGUGUGAGCUGUGACUACGCCCACAGUCCUGAGGAGCUGCAGGAGUGGACCGAGAGAAGAGACUUCCUGCGACAGAAACUGGCCAAAGCCCGGGAAGACAUGCUCAUCAUGCCUGACGAGUUUGACUUUGGGAAGUACAACUUUCUACUUCAAGACUAAGAAGAUAUUUUUUUUUUCUUUUGAAAAAUGAACUUUGUGAGCCAUUUUUGUGACUGUCAAACUAUCAUUUUAGUGUAUUAAGAGUUUUCACAACUAAAACCAAAAUCAACAAAUGACGUGAGAAAACAGCACUCCGUACAAUUUGCCAAAAGAUCAUUUGAAAUAUGAAGCACUUGUAUUUCCUUUCCAAAACAUACCAUGUACUCUUGACUUGAAAUUGGUAAAUAUUUUAAAUUUCUUCUAAUUAUAGUGUAUGGACGUUUUUCAGAACUUUUGCUCAUGUCUGUUCAGCUAAAACAUCAAGAUCAGUAAAUAAAAAAACACUCAAUGCUGUGAAACUAAGGCUCAUGUUGACGCCACUCUGAAAAACACAGCAGUCACACACACUGUUCAUCACAGAUUAUUCAUAAUGGGUUCAUAUCAUAUUUACAUGUAUUUCAUAUAUAUAACCUUACAUGCAGCCAUUAUGUGCUCUCAUCCAUGUGAUGUCUGUACAAAAUGUUGUGAAAUUGUUCUUUUCUGUUCUGUUUGUGUCCUUUUAAGCAGGGAGUAUUAUCAAGUGCUUUCAUUGCAAAGGCCACUUAACUACUGUAAACAUGGGGCAUCUCAUUUUAAUCAUAUACUGAUAAGUGGAAUAUUUCCAGAUGUUUGCUUUAAUAUCAGAGAGGAUUUUCAAAGCCUUAACUAUCCAUUAAAUACUCCCCACAACCUGAUUUCUCAAGUUUCUCACCAUUCAGAACAAAUAAAAACGAUCAUGUUCAGAUCAGAUUUGUACUCUU
Thunnus maccoyii (southern bluefin tuna) is the source of this 4276-nucleotide messenger RNA. It is a transcript of the gene zc3h7ba, whose product is annotated as zinc finger CCCH-type containing 7Ba. The record is from RefSeq and is a predicted model, not a curated record. Lineage: Eukaryota; Metazoa; Chordata; Actinopteri; Scombriformes; Scombridae. Bases 321 to 3497 code for a protein of 1058 amino acids. The transcript has 23 exons. Gene Ontology annotation, molecular function: miRNA binding; metal ion binding; protein binding. Gene Ontology annotation, biological process: miRNA processing.